GAGGCGGGGGCCGCUCGGAGCGUGCAGGAUGGUGGCGGCGGCAGCGACCGAGGCUGAGCCAGGCGGCGGGUAGAAAAUGGCGGAUUUCGAGGAGCUGAGGGCAUUUCUUCCUUGCCCUUCAACUAAAAUGGUUCCCAGGGCAUCUGAGGCAAGAGCUUUACUAAACAAGACAGUCCCUGCCUGCAGGUUUACAACUUUAAAGGCGCAGCAGAAAAGGGAAAAAAUGGAUUGGAAGCCAAAAGCCAGACACAAACAUGGUGACCCCUUUAAGAAAACAUCACCCUUUAAGAUGAACAAGAUAUAUAGCUAAGAAAAAACAGAAAGCUAUCUCGGCAGCUUCUAACUUACAAAAUAUGGUAUCAAGUUUUCGGGUCUCUGAACUACAAGUGCUGUUGGGCUUUGCAGGACGUAAUAAAAGUGGACGCAAACAUGACCUCCUAAUGAGGGCAUUGCACUUGCUGAAGAAUGGCUGCAGCCCAGCAGUUCAGAUAAAGAUCCGAGAACUCUACAGGCGACGAUAUCCCAGAACAAUAGAAGGUCUUUCUGACUUGUCCUCUUUAAAGCCUUCAGUCUUCAAUUUGGACAGUAGCUCAUCUCCCGUGGAACCUGAUUUAGCUGUUGCUGGUCUGCACCCAAUACCAUCUACAUCAGUCACUCCUCAAUCCCCAUCCUCACCUCUUAGUUCAGUGCUGCUCCAGGACACAAAGCCACACUUUGAGAUGCAGCAGCCAUCACCUCCAAUUCCACCUGUGCAUCCUGAUGUUCAGCUGAAGAGCCUUCCCUUUUAUGAUGUACUAGAUGUUCUAAUCAAACCUACAAGCUUAGUACAGAGCAGUAUUCAGAGGUUCCAGGAGAAGUUCUUUAUCUUUGCUUUAACACCACAGCAAGUCAGAGAAAUCUGCAUUUCCAGGGACUUUUUGCCAGGAGGCAGAAGGGAUUACACUGUGCAAGUUCAGCUGAGGUUAUGCCUGGCAGAAACCAGCUGCCCCCAAGAAGAUAACUACCCUAGUAGCUUGUGCAUAAAAGUAAAUGGAAAGCUAUUUCCAUUGCCGGGAUAUGCUCCACCACCCAAAAAUGGAAUUGAGCAAAAGAGGCCUGGGCGCCCCUUGAAUAUUACAUCUCUAGUCAGGCUAUCUUCUGCAGUGCCAAAUCAGAUUUCUAUUUCCUGGGCAUCUGAAAUUGGAAAGAAUUACUCAAUGUCUGUGUAUCUUGUACGCCAACUCACUUCAGCCAUGCUGCUACAGAGGCUAAAAAUGAAAGGUAUUCGAAACCCUGAUCAUUCCCGGGCACUAAUUAAAGAAAAACUCACCGCUGACCCAGAUAGUGAAAUUGCGACUACCAGUCUGCGAGUAUCAUUAAUGUGUCCCCUGGGGAAAAUGCGGCUAACAAUUCCCUGCCGUGCCGUUACUUGUACCCACCUGCAGUGCUUUGAUGCUGCUCUCUAUCUACAAAUGAAUGAAAAGAAACCCACCUGGAUAUGUCCUGUGUGCGACAAGAAAGCUGCAUACGAGAGUCUCAUCUUGGACGGACUCUUUAUGGAAAUUCUAAAUGAAUGUUCAGAUGUAGAUGAGAUCAAAUUCCAGGAGGAUGGUUCUUGGUGCCCUAUGAGGCCGAAGAAGGAGGCUCUGAAAGUUGUCAGCCCGCAGUGCACCAAGGUAGAAAGUUCCAGCAUGGUCAGCAAGCCCUGCUCCAUGCCAAUCAGUGAGGUCAGCAAAAAGAAAGUUGACGUCAUUGACCUCACAAUUGAGAGCUCAUCUGAUGAAGAGGAAGAUGCGCCUCCCAAAAGGAAAUGCAUAUAUAUGUCCGACACACAAGCAAGUCCCACCAAAGGGGUGCUCAUGUAUCAGCCGUCUACUGUACGAGUGCCUGGAGUGAGCACAGUGGACCCUUCUGCUAUUCCACCCUCAUUAACGGACUACUCUGUACCAUUCCAUCACCCACCAAUAUCAAGUAUUUCAUCAGAUUUACCUGGUUUGGAUUUUCUUUCUUUAAUCCCAGUUGACCCACAGCAGUACUGUCCUCCUAUGUUUUUGGAUAGUCUCACCUCGACGUUGCCAACAAGCACCACCCCCAGCAACAUCAUCACCUCCACCAGCCACCACGAGAGCAGCACUCGCGUUAGCUCCUCAGGCCGGAGCGAGACGGCAGUUAUCACCAGCAGCAGCGGGAGCAACAUUCCUGACAUCAUCUCUCUGGACUAAAAGCUGGCAAAAUCUGCACAGGGUUUGUCCAUUCACAUGCCUAAAUCCCUGGACUAUCCGCAACUUGGACCUUAUUUGGGGUAUUUAUUUGAAAGGAGCGGGGGGGAGGGAAACGCUUUGGAUUUUUUUUUAUUUUUUAACCCUCUAUGUGGAUUGACAGUACCACAAAAAGAGGGUGGGAAACUUGACUGGAAGGAUUAUAUUUUUGGGGGGUUUUUUCCUGCUCAGUUUGGGAAGAAUGUGCUCAGUUUGAGGAUGCCAGCCCUUCAAGUUUGCUCUAAAGAAACAGACGUGGGUUUACUAUGUGGAUUCCAGGGCAGAUUUCAUAUUUUGAUUUUAUUUUCUCGUUACAUUUAGCAAUAAUGUGAACAGUUUUGUUAAAAAUAAAAAGCACUUAAUUUCUCUGGAAUAACAAACGUAAGGACAAGAGGAAGCUGGCAAUUUCUUCAGUGGAGGACAAACUUUUGUGAAAAUAAUAGGUGUAUAAACUGUAUGUUUGCCUCUUUACUUCUCCAGUUGCUUCACCAUCUCCUUCCCAAAUCUGGAUAUAUAUUUUUUCCUUUUUGGAAGCUCAUGCUGCUUGGAGAAUGUUCAGUUAACGACUGCGAAAAAGGCACAGAAAUGUGGGGGGAAAGAAUGCUAUGCAAAGGUCAGCUUCAGAAAUUUAAUCCAUGUUCACAAAACAAAGAAUUCAAAACCCAGCAAUUAGCUUUCAGGACAGGAUUAUCAGUUCUCCGUGGAUGAAGGAAAAGACUUUCUGCUUUUUCAAGUCCUACAAAAUGGCCAGUGCUUCAGAUUUGCGUGUGGUGCUAAGCCUCUGCUGAUUCAGCUUGUAUUAUGCCAUAUUUUGUAGCCACAGAAAGAAUCUAUGCCCAUCAUGAGGUAGAAACUGUUUCUACAACUGUCCAGUCCACAUUAAGUCAAGUUGCUGCUAGGAAGAUUGAUCCUCAUUCCCUUUAGAAUAGUUAUGAGAAUGAUUUACUUGACUGCAUAGAUGACAUAGCAUUUCAGAUCUCUACUUUGGAAAAAUAAAUAAAAGCAAUUUUCCCAUUUGAA
Zootoca vivipara (common lizard) is the source of this 3257-nucleotide messenger RNA. It is a transcript of the gene PIAS2, whose product is annotated as protein inhibitor of activated STAT 2. Gene Ontology annotation, biological process: regulation of transcription by RNA polymerase II; protein sumoylation. Gene Ontology annotation, cellular component: chromatin. The record is from RefSeq and is a predicted model, not a curated record. Gene Ontology annotation, molecular function: transcription coregulator activity; SUMO ligase activity; zinc ion binding. NCBI's taxonomy places the organism in Eukaryota, Metazoa, Chordata, Lepidosauria, Squamata, Lacertidae.